This is a messenger RNA of Cryptomeria japonica (Japanese cedar), 678 nucleotides long. RefSeq names its product light-independent protochlorophyllide reductase iron-sulfur ATP-binding protein-like. The transcript has a single exon. Gene Ontology annotation, biological process: photosynthesis, dark reaction; chlorophyll biosynthetic process. NCBI's taxonomy places the organism in Eukaryota, Viridiplantae, Streptophyta, Pinopsida, Cupressales, Cupressaceae. Gene Ontology annotation, molecular function: oxidoreductase activity, acting on iron-sulfur proteins as donors; ATP binding. The record is from RefSeq and is a predicted model, not a curated record. The coding region runs from base 1 to 678 and encodes 225 amino acids.
AUGAAAAUAGCAGUUUAUGGAAAAGACGGAAUUGGUAAAUCAACCACUAGUUGUAAUAUUUCAAUUGCCCUAGCUAGAUGUGGUGAAAAAGUGUUACAGAUUGGAUGUGAUCCCAAACAUGAUAGUACUUUUACUCUGACAGGAUUUUUGAUACCUACAAUUAUAGAUACUUUGCAGUCCAAAGAUUAUCAUUAUGAAGAUAUUUGGUCCGAAGAUGUCAUUCAUAAAGGUUAUGGAGGGGUAGAUUGUGUGGAAGCUGGGGGGCCGCCUGCAGGAGCCGGAUGCAGGGGAUAUGUGGUAGGAGAGACUGUGAAAUUGUUAAAAGAAUUAAAUGCAUUUUACGAAUAUGAUAUAAUAUUAUUUGAUGUAUUGGGCGACGUGGUUUGUGGAGGUUUUGCUGUUCCGUUGAAUUAUGCAGAUUAUUGUGUCAUUAUUACAGAUAAUGGAUUUGAUGCAUUAUUUGCAGCUAAUCGUAUUACUGCUUCUAUUAGGGAAAAAGCUCGUACACAUCCACUGCGAUUAGCAGGUUUGGUUGGAAAUCAUACAUCUAAAAGAGAUCUUAUCAAUAAAUAUGUAGAAGCUUGUCCAAUGCCCGUAAUAGAAGUGUUACCUCUUAUUGAAGAUAUUCGAGUUUCGAGAGUCAAGGGCAAAACCUUAUUUGAAAUGGUUGGAUCAUAA